UACCAUGUCAUAAAUUGAAAUCUUUUUGGAGUGGUUCAGUUUAAAAUUACUGUGAACGGUGAAUACGUGACCAAUUUUCAUGAAAUACGAGUUUCAAAUUUAGCGCCACAUGCGCGUUGUCCUUGCUUUUGCCCUUGUAGACCCCUUUGAGCGUUGUUGUAUAUUCAAGAUGGCGAUUGUGUUGUGUCCAUUUGCGAGAGCGCGUCAAUACAUUAGUUCUGAUUAAAUAAAACAUCACGCACCACUUAAACAUAUAAAAAAUAAUAGAUUUUUAAAUAACAUGUGAUACGAUAGUCAUAGUAAACGUUUUUUAAUACCAAAUACAUAAUUCCACACUACGUUUUAAAUUAGCCAAAAUAUUCACAUAUAAAGGUUGUGAUCGCCAAUAAUUAACACCAAACACUACGGCGGCUUGCACUGGACUAGAAGACGGAAUGCGGGAACUGAUAUUUACAUUAUUUUGUAUAAAUAGUUCAUAAUCAGUCACCAUGACAGAUACGAGGAGGAGAGUCAAACUAUACGCUUUAAAUGCAGAAAGACAAUGGGAUGAUAGGGGCACCGGCCAUGUUUCGUCAGCAUAUGUGGAUCGUUUGAAAGGUAUAUCGUUACUAGUUAGAGCAGAAAGCGACGGAUCGUUACUGUUAGAGUCUAAGAUACAACCAGACACUGCAUAUCAAAAACAGCAAGAUACGUUAAUCGUGUGGUCGGAAGGAGAUAAUUUCGACUUGGCGUUAAGUUUCCAAGAGAAAGCCGGUUGUGAUGAAAUAUGGGAGAAGAUUUGCACGGUGCAGGGCAAGGACCCAUCGGUUGAGAUUACGCAGGACAUUGUGGAAGAGUCCGAGGAUGAGCGGUUCGACGACAUGUCCGAUUCGGCUCCUCCGAUUGAAUUACCAAGCUGCGAACUAAGUAGAUUAGAAGAUAUAAGUGAAUUGUUUAGUAACUGUUUAAGUUCUCCAAUGAGGAAAGAAAAGUUAGCCGUGGCAAUCGAAAGUGAAAACUAUAUUCGUAAAUUACUAAAUUUGUUUCAUAUGUGCGAGGAUUUAGAGAAUACCGAGGGUUUGCAUCAUUUAUAUGACAUAUUCAAAAAUAUUUUUUUAUUAAAUAAAAACGCGCUAUUCGAGGUUAUGUUCGCGGAUGACACACUUUUUGAUGUGGUGGGCUGUUUGGAGUACGAUCCGUCUUCACCUACGCCUAAGAGACAUCGUGAUUACUUACGGCAACAGGCAAAGUUUAAGGAAGCAAUACCCAUUAAAAAUCCGGAGCUUUUGUCUAAAAUCCAUCAAACUUUCCGUGUUCAGUACAUUCAAGAUGUAGUUUUACCAACCCCUUCUCUUUUUGAAGAUAACAUGCUUUCGACGCUGAGUAGUUUUAUAUUUUUUAAUAAAGUAGAAAUUGUGUCUUUAGUGCAAGAAGAUGAAAAAUUUUUAACUGAACUGUUUUCGAUGUUGACAAAUGUUAAUACUUCGGAAACAAAGCGAAGGGACUUAGUGCUGUUUUUAAAAGAAUUUUGUAAUUAUUCUCAAAAUUUACAGCCCCAAGCGAAAGAGACGUUUUAUAAGACCCUGACAAAUUUAGGUAUUUUACAAGCAUUAGAAGUUACUCUCGCAGCUGAUGAUCAUAAAACAAAGACUGCUUCCAUAGACAUUCUAACGUACAUUGUCGAGUAUUCACCUUCGGUAGUUAGGGAGUACACUCUACAGCAAGCUAACAACACUGAUGAGGAUCAAAUCUUACUCAAUGUUAUAAUAGAGCAAAUGAUUUGCGAUUCCGAUCCAGAGUUAGGUGGAGCCGUACAAUUAAUGGGAGUUUUGAGGAUAUUAUUAGAUCCUGAGAACAUGCUAUCAUCCAUUAAUAAAUCGGAAAAGAUAGACUUUCUCAAUUUCUUUUAUAAACAUAGUGUCCAUAUCCUCAUAGCUCCUUUACUGGAAGACUAUUUCCGUGGGGAUUGCCAAAGAGAAGAUUAUUCGACUGUCCAGCUCCUUGGAUUAAUCAUUGAAUUAUUAUCUUUUUGUGUCGAGCAUCAUACAUACCACAUAAAAAACUGUAUACUAAACAAGGAUUUACUGAGGAGGAUAUUAAUUUUAAUGAAGUCUACGCAUAAAUUUCUCGUGCUAUGUGCAUUGAGGUUUAUGCGCAAAUUGAUUGCCUUGAAGGACGAAUUUUAUAAUAGAUAUAUUAUUAAGGGGAAUC
Photinus pyralis (common eastern firefly) is the source of this 2190-nucleotide messenger RNA. RefSeq names its product serine/threonine-protein phosphatase 4 regulatory subunit 3-like. Gene Ontology annotation, biological process: protein dephosphorylation; DNA damage response. The record is from RefSeq and is a predicted model, not a curated record. Lineage: Eukaryota; Metazoa; Arthropoda; Insecta; Coleoptera; Lampyridae. The transcript is spliced from 4 exons. Gene Ontology annotation, cellular component: nucleoplasm; protein phosphatase 4 complex. The annotation marks the transcript as partial. Gene Ontology annotation, molecular function: protein phosphatase activator activity.